Messenger RNA from Gamsiella multidivaricata, 795 nucleotides. RefSeq lists its product as uncharacterized. NCBI's taxonomy places the organism in Eukaryota, Fungi, Mortierellomycota, Mortierellomycetes, Mortierellales, Mortierellaceae. The record is from RefSeq and is a predicted model, not a curated record. The transcript is spliced from 3 exons. The coding region runs from base 116 to 754 and encodes 212 amino acids.
UAUCCUUUUCAAUCCUAUCCCUUAUCUUGCUCAUCGACAUCGCGUGGUCAACAAACUGGAGUUGCUGGGGUCGUCCGAUAAAGAGAGUGUGUGUGAAUGAACAAAGAGCGAGACCAUGGAGACAUUGGCGCCACGGAACCCGCGGACGCGACACAACAGCAGGCCGACCCCUCCAGAGCUCCAUCUGCUCGGCACACCAAAGUCGCUGCCAUCUCAGGUCUCCAGCACCACUUCGCUCUCGAGUAUAAAUAGUCUACCCUCUCAACAUCAGCAUCAGCAACAGCAGCAGCAUGGACAGGCGCAUCCAAGACAGCAGCUACCCUCUCAUAACCAUGAUCUUCAAAGUAGGGGCAACACCGCUGGAAGUUCAACCCAGCUUCAGACCUACGGCGCCCAUUAUCCCUCCUAUCGACCCUACACCCCCACCACCCCCACCACUCCAACGGCUCUGCACGCCUUGACGAUGUCAAUGCCUGCGACUCCAACACUGGCCGCCAUGGGAUCUGGUUUCCCUGUGUCGCCUCGAAUGGACCACUCACCCGCCUUUAGCAGUACCAGCACCAGCAACAGUAGCGGUCAGUCCAAAACCGUAGUGGCACCUAGUACAGCCGGAGGGCUACAUCCAUACACAAAAGCACAACGUGCUUCCAGUACACGGCGGGUGCCCAGCAGCGAGUCUUCACUGUACGAUCCUUAUCGAUCGCGUCAACCAGGUGUUUCUGCGAAUAGAGUUAAAAAUGGAGUGAAGAACUAGAAGCUGCGACAUUUUUUUUCCUCGUCCAUUUUACGGGUCCC